This is a messenger RNA of Closterium sp. Yama58-4, 2039 nucleotides long. Lineage: Eukaryota; Viridiplantae; Streptophyta; Zygnematophyceae; Desmidiales; Closteriaceae. The record is from the annotation of a GenBank genome assembly.
AUGGCCGACCUGCAUCAGAAAUUCGCGAGUCUUGGUUUUGACGACGCGGCAGCGCAUGGUCAAACUUCUGACGCCCUUGAAAACGAGUCCCGUGAAGCACCAGUAGCAGCAGCAACAGCAGCCGACGACGAUGAUGGCGUUGACGAUCUUUCCGAUCGCCUCUCGCGUGUCGUUCGCGAGGCGACGACAGAGCAGCAGCGGCUCGACGCGAUCGCGUCGACUGUGUUCGCCGCCAACGCCAUGUGCUUCUGGCCCGACUCGGACGCGCACAGGCCGCAAAGGGCGUUCGGCUUCCGCGUCCUCCGCGCCAUGCCGCCCGCCGCGGAGUCGUUGGAGAUGCGCGGUGAGUUGGGGGGUGGUCGAGCAGCGGGCGGGCGAGCAGGGGAGUGCGCAGCCGCUCGGGAGUCGUGGGGGAAAUUUGAAGGCGAUGAGCAGCUCGGCUGCUCGGCAGCCAUGGCUCUCCUUCACCUCCAUACGCUCGCGCCGCCCCUUGCCCACUCACCCCCCAUGCCCACCCUCAUACGCCCUCCCCUCCUAUACCCUUCCCACUCAACCCCUUCCCCCCAUCCCCUUUUCCCCCAUCCCCUUUUUCCCCUCCCUCCCAUGCGCACCGCCCGUCCCCACCUGUAUGCCGCCCACUCCAUACCAUCAGGCACGUUCGUUCUCAUGGAGCGCAGCAGCGGGCGAGCCCCCUCCACGGACUGGGAGAGCUUCGGUGGGGAGAAGAGUCACAAGGCACGGAGCGUGACGGUGACCGUGCUGCCCCUCGUGCUGCCGUGGCUCUCCGCCAGCGCAGCUGCCACACUGCAGCAUGGCUGUGUUGCCACCCACGUGGCCGUGCACUCCACUCGAACCAAGUCCCAAGGCACCCAGCCCCAGCUGGCUGUCAGCGCUGCUGCGCCCAUUACAGCGGCCCCGCACGGAGCAGCAGCUGGGCGAGGAACAGGUGCUGCAGGUGGGCGUGCGCACACGCAGCCCGCCCUCACGGCAUGGGAGUAUUACCUCUGCGAGCCCCUCCCACUCUGCCGCCGAUCCACCACACUGCCACAAGCACCAUCAGAGCCACAGCCCCCCUCGCUGCCAGCAGCACAGCGAGUGGCGGCGCAGGCAGAGCUGCAUGCACAGCCCCAGUCUCCGUCACUGUCCCCGCCCUCGUCACCGGCAGCCAAGACCACCACACAGCCAUCCGUGCACUUUCACCCACUCACUCUCGUCUACAUCGGCGAUUCAAAGCUGCCGCCACCCCACAGCUCUCCUGCUGCCCCUGCCACUACACCCUGUUCUGCUGCCGUUGCUCUAUUGCCCACUGCUGCAUCUGCUGACCCGGACACCACUUCCGCUCGUGCCUCGCCGUGCCAGCUGCCAUCACCCCGUUCUGGUAGCAACACCACCGGCUCCUCUUCACAGCUCUCUGCUUCCCCCACAGUACCCUUCUCCCCGGCACCCCUCAUUGUGCCCACCCGAGCCGUGGCACCUCUUUCUACCACACCCUCCUCCUCGCCCCCUCCUUGCUCUGCACCUAGCCCAUGCUCUGCAACGCAAACACUUGUCGACAUCAUGCUUAUCAGGGACAUCACAUCGUUCGUGUCUCAAAGGGUGUCUUCAAAUGUUGCGAAAGAGGCGAGCAGGAACCCGCAGGGUGUGUCGGAUGCAAGUGGGCACGGAUCGGCAGAUACAGAUGCGCCUGGUCUGUCGGAUGAGGAUGUGGAGGAGCUGAAUGGGAUGCUGAAGAGAUGGGGAGUUGAUGCUGACGCAAGGCACCUGGACAGCAUUGUGGAUGAGUAUGGAAGGACUGUGCUGCACGUUGCUGCUCGCGACGGGGAUGUACUUGUGGUGCAGGCGCUAUUGGGGCUGGGCAUGCCGGCUGGAUUGCGCACGCACAACGGCAGCACGCCCAUGCACCGAGCAGCGUGGGGGGGACACGUGCCGUGCAUGCAAGUGCUGAAGCGCUAUGGUGCCGACAUCCUUGCUAAGACUGACUAUGAGUGGACACCGCUGCACAACGCAGCCAGGCAGCAGCAGUGGGAUGCAGUGGAGUG